GGCGGGGACCCGGCUGGGCGGCGGGCUCGGCGGGGCGAGGGCCUCGGCGGGGUCCCUGCCGGGCCGCGGCGGUGCCGGGAGCCCAGCGCCCCCGGCCGGGCCCUGCGGACGGGGCCGCCCUGCGCCCGCGCCCCCGCGGGACGGGGGAGGCUGCGGCAGCGCCCGGCGCGGCGGCGCCACGCGUGUCUCCUCGCAAGCGGCGUCUCGGCGGCCAGAGCCAGCGGCCGCUCCCGCAGCCCGUCGUGCGGGGACGCGCGCUUCAUCCCUCCUGCUGUAGGGGCCCGAUGGCCUUCUGCCUCCAGCCCGAAUAAAGCUGCACUAGAGGCCGUUUCCUCGCAUCUUUCCCCCGUACUUCCGUGAACAGAGCUACUUUUCGAAUAUUUUUAAACAUGACCCUAGAUCUUCACUUCCCGAAAUGAGCAGCUCACGGCACAUACUAACGCUACGCUGCCAGGUCGAGUCUCCGCAGACAGCAAAGUUUACAAGUGCUUUGGAUAUACCUGUGGCGUUUGUAGAAAAGAAUGUGAAAUUGCGGGGAAAAUUACAUCACAUAACUGAGAAAGGCCUGGAAGUUGAACACAUUCCCAUUAGCAUUCCUUUCAUUACAUCGAUACAGAGAAAAUGGCAAUCAAAAGGUCUUCUGCUGGUAAGACUUGCUGGAGUGGAGUUGGCUCCAGGCAGCACGGCCUGGUUACAGCAAGAGUUAAAACCCAGACAAGUUAUAUGGUUCCAGCUUCUGGGAAGGGAGGACUUGGCACUCGAGUGCCUUGUUUUAGUAAACAAGGGUCCAUUUCUCAGCGUGUGCUUAAACGAAGAGAUCUUGAGACAAGGGCUUGGCAGAACAGCGCGCAUUGAAGGGCUACACCAUGAUUCCCGCCUGUACUGGAAACUUCAGAAAAGACUGCUUCGAGCGGAGUUAAAGGCCUUGAAGAAAAAGAAAGGAAUAUGGAAAGAAGAAAGCUACUCUGAAAGAAUUAGAGAUCGUAUAAGCAACAAUAAAUUUGUACAGACAUUGAAACAAUUUGCAAGCUGGUUAAGACGUUCUGUUUACAGGUGAACAGGGGGACUUGUUUGGAGGAAUGCCAGUUACCUACGCUAUGUGCUUUGGGUAAAGUAGAAGUUUAUGAUAAAAAAAACAGUGCCAUAAUUUUGAGGGUCCCUGUCUCAAACAGAAAACCCGUGAAGUUACCUAAUGCUGUAGUAUAAUCCACUGGUGGGAUUGAACAUCAGCAGUAGUAUGCAGGUCACAAAUUAAAAUCUUCUGAAGCCAAACUUUUCCACAAUAAUGUCCUAAAUUAGUUGUCCAGUUUUCCACCUGCUAAAUACACACACAGCUGUGUUAGCUAACUAGUGAAAGCAGUCAACAGUCCAGUUUUUAGGAGGUACAGAGUGUUAGUUCACAGUGUUCGGCUGUAAAUGCUUCUCUGUUACAUGUCAUUACUAUACAUUGCUUAGAAAAAUCCAUUUCAGACCUUCGCAAAGCUUGUGGUAUGUGUUUACACACAAGCAUUUUGUUUGAAUUCUAUUCUUACACUUUUGUCUAUAAUUUGUGUUUUAAAAAACCUUUCAUCUUGAGUAAUACGUUGCAUUGUUACCAGUAUAAAAGGUAAUUUAUUAUGGCUGAUCUUAAAAGCUGAUAAGGUCAUAACAACCAAAGUUCCUUGGAAAAAAAAAAGUCACUUGGUGUAUCAGAGUAUAAAUUAAUAUGUCAGUAAUCCAUGUUUCUAGAAGACAAUGCUCAUUUGAGGAGGAAAACUUAUGCUAUUUUUUCUGAUGGCUCUAUAAAUAUCUAAAAUUAGAUGAAAAUAAAACUUUAACAUGGUAUUUGAAAAGGUGGACCAUAGUGUGCGAAGAACUUAAACUCUCAUUCUUGUUUUGGUUUUGAAACACUUGUUAAGUAUAUGAGAGUGUAUUAUUUAUUUACAAAAUAUUAUCAGAAUAAAGAUUGAAUUUCUUGUG
Molecule: messenger RNA, 1959 nt
Organism: Phalacrocorax carbo (great cormorant)
Lineage: Eukaryota; Metazoa; Chordata; Aves; Suliformes; Phalacrocoracidae
Source: RefSeq, a predicted model, not a curated record